GUCCCGUUGAGUGGAGCGGCAGCACGGACGGACAUUUUCAUCCUGAAGCGAAACAAAUAAAGCAAAAUAAGAGAAGAAAAGCAGCGGAAGAAGAACAACGAGGUCUUUUCUUGCUUGAGGUCAAACUUCUACAGUCAUCAUGGCAGAUGAAUCAGACAUGCGCAAUGAGCUGGCCGACCUGCAGACGCGCGCAGACCAGAUAGCCGAUGAGUCUUUGGAGAGUACCCGGCGUAUGCUGGCUCUGGUGGAGGAGAGUAAAGAUGCUGGCAUCAGGACUCUGGUCAUGUUGGAUGAGCAGGGAGAGCAACUGGAGCGCAUCGAGGAGGGGAUGGACCAAAUCAAUAAGGACAUGAAGGAUGCAGAAAAGAAUUUGAACAAUCUAGGACAGUUCUGUGGUCUAUGUUCAUGUCCCUGUAACAAGAUUAAGGGCGGGGGCCAGGCCUGGGGAGGGAACCAGGAUGGAGUGGUGAACAGCCAGCCCGGUGCUCGAGUGGUGGAUGAGCGUGAACAGAUGGCCAUCAGUGGGGGCUUUAUCCGCAGGGUAACAGACGAUGCCAGGGAGAAUGAGAUGGAUGAGAACCUUGAGCAGGUGGGCGGUAUCAUUGGGAAUCUGCGUCACAUGGCCCUGGACAUGGGUCAGGAGAUUGACACCCAGAACCGCCAGAUCGAUAGGAUCAUGGAGAAGGCCGACUCCAACAAGACCAGGAUUGAUGAGGCCAACCAGCGUGCUACAAAGAUGUUGGGCAGUGGCUAAAUUGCUUCAAAAAAAGUGCUUUCAUCCCCGUUUAACCCUUAUCACCCUAAGAAUAACAACACCAACUAAACCCAGCCCAGCCCCCGACACCAACAGCCAGUGCCCGAUUCCUAUGCUCGACAGUAGGCGCUGCAGCAUCAUGCUUUUAUUGUGUAACUUGUAGAGGUUUGCACACAUGCACAUAUCAUACAUCCCUCUCUACCCUGCCCAUCACCUCCCUCCCUUCUUCUCCUCGUUGUCGGUGAUGUUCUGUGUUGUUGCUCUUUUGAUUUUGUUAAUAAAUUAUAGUUCUGUCCACUGGAAUCCUCUCCACACUGUACAUAGUGCUUCUUAAAUGGCUACAUUGAUCUAGAUCAUUUGUCUUGUUCUCUUCAUCACACUUUUUUUAAGUCUGUGUGUAAUAUAAACUGUAUGUACACCCUGUUCCAACAUGUCCCAAUGUCAGUAUUAUGCUGUCGUCAAUGUAAGACUCACUCUGUUGUGAUGUCGUGAUGCUAUUUGAUGAGGCCACAGUGAUAUGCAGUGAAUAUAGUGAACAUGCAGCCCUCACAGCUUCUUAACAAGGCCACUGUUUAAAUACAAAGUCAUUUAUUGUAGAUAAAUUAUAUAGUUAGAAAGUACCUGAGCCUGAAAUGGCUUAUUGAUCUGACUGUUAGCUUACUCUUACCAAGAGCAGUAUUAUUGCAAUUUGAUGCCAUGAUUGAUUGUAUACACCUUUUCCUCAGGGAGCCAAAUCUGUCCAUCCAAAAGCAACUGAUCUGUUUGGAUCCAUUAAACCUGCACCAUAAGACUAAAAGUAAAUGCAAAUAUGUGAAAUUGUUUGUGGUCUGAGUAGCACUGUUGAAGGAACCAACGGGCAUUAACCAUAACCGCAGACAUUCACUACAAGUUGUCAUAUCUCAGCAAGCGUUUACGUCUAAUUUCUAGUCAAAAAUAUCUCAUUAGGCUUAACAAAAGCCUCAUUCAUCUAAAAAGUCCAAAUAAACAUCAUUUUUCAAGCUGUAAAAGGCUAAAAACAAGGCCUGAAUUGCUAGUAGAAAAAGUAUCUGUCAUUGUAGCAAGCUUUUUAUAUCUUAAAAAAAGAUGUUUUUUUGGCCUUUUUAGAUAAAUGUGGCUUCUGAAAAGAAAAAUCAGUUAUUUUUGUCUGGAAAUCAGACACUUUACUUGUUCAGACUUGUGUUUUGCAGUGUUGGGAUUGAUACUGAAAGGAUGUGGAGCCUAGUUAGAGUUCAGAGUUCAACACACACCAACUCCUUUAUCACACCAGGCUAGACUCCUUUACCCAUGAUUCAACCCUUUCAAUAUAAAGUCCUGCUUCAAGUGUGUUAUGCAUGUCCAUCCGCUGCUAGAAGACACUGAAUAAUUCAUCUAUCCAGGCAAAAAAUAUCCUAACAUGGCAACCGCAUGCUACGUAUGUAGGCCACACAGAGGAGGGGCUCUUAUUUAUCUGCAAUAGUGCCACUCUUUUUGUUUCAUGUCUCUUUACCUUUCCAGACUGUGAUCACCACUGUAAAUUAAACCUUGGAAAAUGCCAAUAAAACCAUCAUAACUG
Molecule: messenger RNA, 2306 nt
Organism: Cheilinus undulatus (humphead wrasse)
Lineage: Eukaryota; Metazoa; Chordata; Actinopteri; Labriformes; Labridae
Product: synaptosomal-associated protein 25-A-like
Exons: 8
Coding region: 140-754 (204 amino acids)
Biological process (GO): exocytosis; synaptic vesicle priming; synaptic vesicle fusion to presynaptic active zone membrane
Cellular component (GO): synaptobrevin 2-SNAP-25-syntaxin-1a-complexin I complex; plasma membrane
Molecular function (GO): SNAP receptor activity; voltage-gated potassium channel activity; syntaxin-1 binding
Source: RefSeq, a predicted model, not a curated record